CGUCAUCCUGACAGUUUGGUGUCGUCCGCGGUGACUGAGUCGAAGUUUUACGAGUUUCUCCGUGACUUCCUAACGGUGCUGUGUAAAACCAGGGUUUUUUGUCAGUACUCGUUGAAUCGUAUUCGUUGACAUUGUGUGUCAGGGGUCGUGUUGAGCUGCGGGGAGAACUUUUAUUCUUUUACCAGCCGUUUUUUAACGGAACCACUUAACGGAGACACGGAGUUCCCGAGCGGCUAACCGUACGUAGCAGUUAGCGUUAGUGGUUUAACUUUAACACUGAGCGGACGGGGAAGCUAACGUAUCUCACUGUUAUCUGACUGUGACAGAGCCGAAACCUUUAACCACUCUUUGUGUUGUUAUUCGGCUUCUUUUUUGGGAGCUUUCUGGGAUAAUCUGACCGAACCUCAGUGGUCAAAAACUUCGAAACUUUGAGUCCAACUUUAACGAAAAUGGAGCCUGAAAGAAGCAGCUAACAGUUAGAUAGCGGGGAGGAAGAGCCCUGGGGGAGCCAUAAAAGUUUAUUUGCUGCUCUUUAAAAAGUAUUCUCAUAGUAGCCGAUUGAACCGGCACACCUGUUAGACUUUAAUCAUUUUUUCCGGAGGUGAACCACUUGGUCAGGAUGCCCGGAGACACCACCGUCAACUUUAAUCUCCUCCACCGGACUUGUAAACUGGUGGUGCUGCUGUGUUUCCUCCACAUCUCUGUUACUGUCGUCUUUUACGUCCGCUCUCUGGACCUGCGGUUCGCCUUCGUCCAGAACCAGCAGUCCCAUAAUAAUCCCACACAGCUAAACCAGCCCAGAAACCCCGGGUUCACCUCCAGAGCUGAACCAAAGGACACCGAGACCAGCAAAGGCGCAGCCGUGGAUUUCCAGGUGGAGGAACAGAAAGACGAGCCGAAGCUCCCGGACAAUCCGCCGGAGAAGGAGAAGGUAGAGGAACCGGUGAAGAAGCUGGAGAAAUGCCCAGAAACGUCACCUCUGUUGGUGGGUCCUCUGCGGGUGGAGUUCAGCACUCCGGUGAAUCUGGAGCAGGUGAAGAGGGACAACCCCAACCUGCAGCCGGGCGGGCGCUUCAAACCAAAAGACUGUGAGGCGCAGCAGAAAGUCGCCAUCAUCAUCCCCUUCCGCAAACGGGACGAACACCUCAAGUACUGGCUGUACUACCUGCACCCGAUCCUGCAGCGGCAGCAGCUCGACUACGGAGUCUACGUCAUCAACCAGGACGGAGAUGUGAUCUUUAACCGAGCCAAGCUGCUGAACGUGGGCUACGCAGAGGCUCUGAAGGAGUACGACUACGAGUGUUUCGUCUUCAGCGACGUGGACCUGAUCCCCAUGGACGACCGGAACACCUACAAGUGUUUCAGUCAGCCUCGACACCUGUCUGUGUCCAUGGACAAGUUCGGCUUCAGGUUACCUUAUAAUCAGUACUUUGGGGGCGUUUCCUCGAUGAGCAAAGAACAGUAUCUGAAGAUAAACGGCUUCCCCAACAACUACUGGGGCUGGGGAGGAGAGGACGACGACAUCUACAACAGGUUGGCGUCUAAAGGCAUGUCCAUCUCCAGACCGAACGGCGAGGUGGGAAAAUGUCGGAUGAUCCGACACGAGAGAGACAAACAGAACGAGCCGAACCCUCAGAGGUUCGACCGAAUCGCUCACACCAGGGAGACGAUGCACAGAGACGGGAUCAACUCUCUGUCCUACAAGGUGGUGAAAGUAGAAAAGUUUGACCUGUUCACUAAAAUCACAGUGGACGUGGGGAAGCCCUGACGAGGAGCAGCAGGAGGUCAUGUGACCGGACGAGGAGACUGAUGCAGUAAAAACCAAACCUCUGACACUUGAAUCUUUCAGUCCUGGUCUGGACGAUCGGACGUGCUGGACUUCUGCUGUUUUCUUUUAUUCUUCUUGUUUUUGCACAAACAGACAGACUGGAGGUUUGUGUUGUUGUUGUUGUUGUUGUUGUUGUUGUUGUUCUCUCACGGGGGCCUCAAGGACUCGUCUCUGAUUGGACGCUGACUGCAACCAACCGGCUGGCUCCGUCUGUCGGUCAGAUGCCACCGCUGUGACACAUCCUGAACGAGUCUUUUAUUUUGAAAAUCAUUCAGACAAUCAGAGCAGCCACGGUCGGGGCUGCUGGGUCACAUGGGUCCAGGCUUUUUACUGCUGGGGGAUUAUGGUUAUUGAGAACAGUGAGUUUAGAUCUGGUCUGAUCCUGGUUCUGGUUCUGGUCUGACUUCUCAAAUGGUGAAUCUGUGGAACCAGUUUCACCUCAGAACCAGAUCUAAACUCCCAGUCUGAUAAUGUGUGUGUCUAUGUGUGUGUUUAUGUAUAUAUGUGUGUGUGUGUUUCAGUUCCAGGUGGAUGUCGACUUUAAAAGUUAUCGAUAAUCAGGUUAUUGAUCAGUGAUAAAUGUUUCUGUGGCCCCAAAGUUCAUUUGAAUGAGACCAGUUUGUUUUGUUUGUGAAUCCAGAUCAGCUUUGAACCAAACUGUAACCAGAGCCCAAAAAACAGUCAUCAGUUUGAAGCUGCUGCUAUUGAUCAUUGUCAUUAGUCAUUGAUCUGCUGAAAAUGUUCUCAGUUAAUUGAUCGACAGGUUUAGUUUGUCAGAAAAUCCUCCGUUUACUGAACUAAAAUCAUCUCACGACCACAGCGAUUAAUCGUCUGUCAGAGUAGCUGCUGAUUCACAUCAGCUGAGUGAUUAAUCAUUGCAGCUCUAAAUCUAGUUUUGAUUGAUUGUUUGAUUGAUUGAUUGAUUGAUUGAUUGUAUCUCUAAGUGUCCUUAUGAGAGCUGUUGGUACCAAAGACUUUAUUUAACAUGAAUGUGAUCACCUGACAGCUGUGUGUGUUUGUGUCAUAAUUGAUGACAGAUAUUGAUCCAGUCAGUGUAAUUAAACAAUCACUGUGUGUGUGCGCGCGCGCAUGUGUGUGUGUUAUCUUUGAGAUAAAAAUCUGAACAGAUUCUAACUUGAGCAUAAUUCCUACUUUGAUAGAGCACAUCUGAGGGAAGGACUGAGGGGACAAACCGCUAGAGGGCAGUAGUGAUACUUUGGCUUUACUGUGGUCGGUGAUGCAAACAGGUUCCUGCCUGUGUAACCAAACUUUCCCCUUCAGCUGCUUGUUAGUGAGCCAACUCAAGGCCGUGGGAUGCUGCAGCACCCCCUGCUGGAACAGGCAGAAAUCACAGCACUCUGCCAGAUGCAAUAAAUAAAUCUGUUAAAACAUUUUGAAUAA
Lates calcarifer (barramundi perch) is the source of this 3229-nucleotide messenger RNA. RefSeq names its product DP-Gal:betaGlcNAc beta 1,4- galactosyltransferase, polypeptide 1, like (gene b4galt1l). NCBI's taxonomy places the organism in Eukaryota, Metazoa, Chordata, Actinopteri, Centropomidae. The transcript has 6 exons. Gene Ontology annotation, molecular function: cytoskeletal protein binding; beta-N-acetylglucosaminylglycopeptide beta-1,4-galactosyltransferase activity. The coding region runs from base 620 to 1768 and encodes 382 amino acids. The record is from RefSeq and is a predicted model, not a curated record. Gene Ontology annotation, biological process: carbohydrate metabolic process; protein N-linked glycosylation.